This is a messenger RNA of Orbicella faveolata, 1929 nucleotides long. RefSeq lists its product as uncharacterized. The record is from RefSeq and is a predicted model, not a curated record. Lineage: Eukaryota; Metazoa; Cnidaria; Anthozoa; Scleractinia; Merulinidae.
CUUUGGCGUGUGUGGUAAUCUUGCCAUCCCCUUUGUUUCUUAUCGUACAACCCUCAGAUGCCCUCACGUAACAGUUCUGGCGGUACUCGACUUCACUGCAACACUGAUUGGUCCAGGCAACAUGCUCCUGACUAUUAUUAUGGGCCCGACUUGGCUGGAACAUAACAACAUACUCUGUCAGAGCCUGAGUUUUUUGAGCUCCUGGGCACAAAUCACUUGCUUCUUGGUUCUAUUCUCUCUUGCUGUGUUCUGUCAAAAAGUGCAAAAUAGGAUUCAGUCAGAUCAGAGACACCAGGCCAAAAGAACAGAACUUGUUUUUCUUGUUGUGUGUUUGUCAAUAGGGUUGCUUCUAGGUGUUCCUCCUCUUUUGGGCUGGAGUUCGUACAAUGGCCUCCUUUUAUCACACAUCUGUACCUUACAAAACAGUGAUAAAAUCUUCUCAAACUUUUCUAUCCUUUAUCUCGCUUGUUCUUUCAUUAUCAUUUCCAUCACCAUCCUUUUUGCUGUCAGAGCAAUAAAGCGACGGCGACCGUACCCAGUGCAGCUGUUCUGGGAGAGACAUAAACUAGAAACGAGGAUUAACGACCCUGAGAUGACAACUAACGCGUCUUCUUCGAAUUCAACGUCGGCCAAAUCGUCGUGCAAGUCAGGCCGAUCGUCCAGACGGUCAAGUGUGUUAUCUGGCAGACGGUCUGGCGUCAUGUCGUCUUAUAGCAGCCCCAUGUCAGUCAGGAAGGCGUCCACGUGGUCUCGUUCCCUUCAAGGACCUUCAAGUGUGCUGCUGGAGAUUCUUAGCCGUGAAAGGGCAAUUGACAAACAAAGCGGAGGAAACGGAAGUGAUCCCUGCUCAGCACCGGAAACGCGUGACCGCCCAAUUCCGGGCACUGCUUCCGGUACGAUCGAAUGUGGCUCCCCUGGGGAUCCAUUUGUUAUUUCCUCAAGAGUUCCCUACAAGUUUCCAAGGUUGACGAAAAUGAAGAACGUUUUCCAGAGUCCACGAUUUCUGCCUCCAUUCAAAGGUUUCCAGCAACAGCGCUCGUUGUCUCGUUUCCUGAUGCUGAGGUGUUGUGUGACAGUGUUUUGUUGGUUGCCUCUUUAUGUUUCACUUGUGCUACAAAUCUGCUCCGUUGACUAUCCACAUCAAGCACACAUCUUCGUUUCGUGGCUAAUUUUCACACAGUCUUCAAUCUCUUCCCUGUUACCAUUGUGUGACGCUACCUACAGGCAGGCUUGGCGCCGGGCAGUGUACUCAUGUUUCAAGACAUGCGCAGUACAGAACGAAAAGCACGUUGAACUGUCCAGCGCACGUGAUGUAGAAUGCAGGGUUGAAGGAAGCGAACAAGUCCGACUGAGAGAAGUGAUUCCUCUUGAAGUACAAAGGCUGUGACAAGGAGACUAGUUGCCAUGGCUGCUGAUUGAAUGAUUGACUGUUUAAUCAAUUAACUGAUUGAUUGCCCGAUGGAUUGAGACUGAUUAUUAUUGAAAUAGUUAUCAUGUUAAGCAUAUAAAGCUAAAGUUACAAACGUGAAUUCGUGAUCCCUCAAUCACAAAUUCCAAGGUUUUUAUUGUUUUUAACUAAGGAGUGAAGGUCCUCUUCAUGAUAGUAUAGAUUUUAAAUAUUAAGCAUAGUUUGGAAAGACGAUGUGGCUGUCAGCAAAGGAACAUUUGUAAUAUUCAUGUAUAGAGCUCCUUAUAAUUUUAUUUCGACACUCCUAGUUAUGAUAGUGUAGUAUAUAUAAUUUGAAGGUCUAUUUGGGGAUUAACUCUCUUGCCCUUCCGUUAAUGUAGUCAAUAUGGUUUCUGUAAGUAGAAUGACUGCUGACGUUUUUUUAAUUCAGAACGAAUGUACAUUUUCCCUGGAAUGAGUGUAAUCCAGCUUUCUCAAAUGUAUUAACAAUUCAUCAAAUUUAAACAAAGAAUAUCGUGACU